Molecule: messenger RNA, 650 nt
Organism: Hibiscus syriacus
Lineage: Eukaryota; Viridiplantae; Streptophyta; Magnoliopsida; Malvales; Malvaceae
Product: MLP-like protein 31
Exons: 2
Coding region: 37-501 (154 amino acids)
Biological process (GO): defense response
Source: RefSeq, a predicted model, not a curated record
CAUCAAACAAACCACCACCAUACUAUUAGUAGCACCAUGUCUUCAGCUCUGACAGGUAAGCUCGAGGCCGAUGCAGAGAUCAACGCUUCUCCUGAUCAGUUUCACGAUAUGGUGGCCAACAGACCGCACCAUUUGCACCACGCUUCCUAUGACAAGGUUCAAGGAUGCGAUUUACACGAAGGGGAAUGGGGGAAAGUCGGUACCGUUGUCAUCUGGCGUUAUGUGCAUGAUGGAAAGGCUAAAGUAACAAAGGACGUUAUUGAAGCAAUAGACCAUGAUAAGAAGUUGGUUACUUUCAGAGCGCUCGAAGGAGAUAAAGUGAAAGAGUACAAGAGCCUUUUAGUCACAGUUCAAGCUUCGCCCAAGAUUGGCGGUGGUAGCGUCGUGCACUGGACUCUCGAAUACGAGAAGCUUCAUGACGCGGUUGCACCCGAGUCUUUUCUGCAAUUCUUGGUGGAUCUCUCUAAAGACAUGGACGCUCACCUCACCCAAUCAAACUAAAGCAUGCUAUUACUGCUACUUAGAAGAACUACUAAUAUAACUAAAGAAUAAAUCCUCAGUUCUCCUGCUUCUGUGUCAAGUAUGUGUAUGUUUGGAUCCCUUGGUUUGUGGGUUAGUACUUAUGUAUGAAGUUGAAUGUAUUUUGUGCU